This is a messenger RNA of Mucor mucedo, 2957 nucleotides long. RefSeq names its product Spt20 family-domain-containing protein. Bases 84 to 2564 code for a protein of 826 amino acids. Lineage: Eukaryota; Fungi; Mucoromycota; Mucoromycetes; Mucorales; Mucoraceae. Gene Ontology annotation, biological process: regulation of transcription by RNA polymerase II. The transcript has 10 exons. The record is from RefSeq and is a predicted model, not a curated record. Gene Ontology annotation, cellular component: SAGA complex. Gene Ontology annotation, molecular function: transcription coregulator activity.
UUUUUUUUUUCGUACAUAAAAACAGGUUGUCAAUUUACAAAAAAAUACAGUUUUAUUUUUAACCAAACAUUAAUUUACACAUUAUGGCUUCAGCUAAAGUCAUGGCGAAGCUUCAGGCAGAUCAAAGUUCGAUAGCGCAAUUGGCAGAACUCCAUUCAAAGCAAGGUUCUAAUUUAUCGAACUCUUCGCUUGCAAAAAAGGCAGGCUUAACGGCGCAGCGAUGGCAUCAAUCAGUAUUAACAUCACAAGCACCAUACAAAUCUCCGUCAUCACGAGAUGAAAAAGAUUUACUGAGGCGACACCAGAAAGAUCCACCUUCACUUUGUCUUCAUUUGUAUCCAACUUAUUUCAAAUUCGAGCACGAGGAUGGUUUCUUUUCUUAUAAAAGUCAAUUCAAGGAUUUUUUAACCUGCAUUAAGGACAAGCGGCUGCCUGGGGAUUUGAUGGACGUAUUCAACGAUGCCUCCUGUAGAUACUACAAUGGAUGCUUAAUUGUCGAGAUUCACGAUCACCGUUCCGUCGACUCAGAAAAUAACAAACGCACAUUAGAGACAGAGGCUAAAAUGAAAAGAGUUGUGAUGAAGCCAACAGCAGAAAGUAUUUGGACAGAUAUCACGUUAUUAAGCGAAGAAUGGGGAUUUCCUUGGACAGAGGACAUAGCGCUCGAAGUGGAAGCUCAGAUUCUUAUUGCAACCGAGGAACCCCUCUGUUUAGAUCCGUCGUUCCAAGUAACCCGUGUCAGCAAUGCAAUUGAGUUUACGAAUGGAUCUAGAAAAUUGAAAAGGAAAAACAAGUGGAAUUCAGUCGAACGCGAACAGAAAUUGGCAAAGAAAGCAGAGAACGAUAAAUUAAUGACAUUGAUGGAUACCAGAGCGAGACGAGCCUUCCCAUUCGAACCCAGUUUUGGAAAAAUAUCGUUUGUGCAGGAUUGGAGAUUGAAGAAACAAAAGACCGGAUCAGAACCAUUACCGGCUAUUGAUUCAAAGAAAGGCAAAGGGAGGAAAGCACUGGUGGAACCGCCCAUCUUAUCCGACGGAAGAAAAUGCUGCAGAACAAUUCGAUUCGAAAGAUCAGAAGGAGACCGAAAAGUUUAUACCAUCGUUAAUAUAUAUGUGUGUAAUGGUGAAUAUGAUGGCGUAUUUCGUUGGGGGACUGUUUACGAUACAAGUGUAAAUGGUGGUAAUAUAGAUUUUAAUCUCGGCCCUGAAUAUCUUAUGGAAACAUAUAUUGUUCAUCUUAAAUCAACUUACGGCCAGUUUAACACCAUAGUCUGUGAUAAUUCGAAUGCAAACAUUGUACCGCCAUCACCCUCUACAGUACGUAUACCUACUAAUAUGCAACAGCAACAGACUGCACAACAAGCCCAACAGCAAGCAACCAAUUUCCAAUUACAACAAUUACAUGCCCAACAGAAUCGUGCUAUGCAAGCAAAAGCUGCUAUGCUUCCUCCUCAUCAAAGGGCAAUGCUUGCUCAAGCUCAAGCUCAGGCACAAGCCCAAGCGCAGGCCCAAGCGCAGGCACAAGCUCAGGCACAAGCGCAAGCACAGGCUCAGGCACAAGCACAACAGCAACAACAGCAACAACAGCAAAGUGUAGGAUUAAGUCAAGCACAAUUACAGGCACAAGCGCAGGUCCAAGCGCAAGCUCAGGCUCAGGCACAAGUUGCAGCUCAAGCACAGGCUCAAGCGCUUCAAGCACAGGCGCAGGCACAAGCACAAGCACAAGCGCAGGUGCAAGCGCAACAACAAGCCCAGGCACACCAGGCUCAAGCGCUUGCUCAAAGCCAAUCUCAAGCUCAUAUGCAACAAUUACAACAACAAGCUGCACAAUCGAGAGCAUCAACUCCAUCUCAAUCACAUAUGAGUACUCCCGCAAUUCCACACUCUACGCCACAACAACAGGCCGCUGCUUUACCGCGUCAAACGCUUGCAUUACCUGGAAACGGCAUGAAAUCACAGCAUCAAACACCUACGCAAGCGCAAGCCCAGAUUUCUGCGCAACAUAUGGCAGCCUUACAACAACAACAACAGCAACAACAAGUGGCUAUGCAGUCAAUGGCGCUACCUCAACGUGCUACACAAACAUCAGUGCCUACACCUCAAGUAUCCAAUAUGUUGCCUGUAAAUGCUACCGGUAAUAAUAAUAUGACAGCUAGUCAACCCCAGUUAGGUGGUAUAUCUACAAAUAUGACAGCUAUUCAACAAGCAGCACUUGCACAAGCUCUCAACGCAGGAAAUGGUCAACAAAUGUCUGCACAGGCCUCAUUGCAGCGUAUACAGCAAUUAGUCGCCACUGGUGUUAUACCCCUUGCCACUGCACAACAGUUGGUUAGCCAGUUGGCAAAUUCCGGUAAUCUUCAAAGACAACAAGCUGCAGCACAACAACAGGCCCAGCAACAGGCUUUACAGGCUCAGGCUGCACAACAAGCACAAUUAAAUCAACAAUCACCUCAACAAAGGCCGGAAUGCAACAACAGAAUUUACCACAAACACAAACAAAUACUGCUGCAUCACAAUUACUUGCUCAACUUAGUCCACAGCAUCAACAGCAAAUGGGUUUAUUAAUCGCUCGACGUAAUCAGUUAGCUGCUCUCGCUGCUCAAAGAAACAUUAGUCACGAGGAUCUUACGUCACAAGUACGUCAGUUACAGUUACUCCAACAAGGUAUUAUACAGCAGCAUCAGUUACAUCAACAGCAACAGGUACAGAUACAUCAACAACAACAGCAACAAGCCUUACAGCAAGCACAGGCCCAAGCUCGUGCAGCCCAAGCAGCUCGUACGCCACAAACAACAGCUAAUCAAUUGACAACCCAACAGCAGCAAAUGUUGCAAGCUCAACAGCAGGUUCAACAACAACAGAUGCAACAACAGGUACAGCAACAACAACAACAGCAACAACAACAACAGCAGCAGCAGCAGCAGCAACAACAGCAACAGCAGCAACAGCAGCAACAGC